AUGGGGACGUCAAAAGCACUGGCGUCUCCAAACCCAAAGCAGAAAAAAAAGAAGUCAAAAACUUUCACUGGUUGCUUCACUUGUAGGUCCAGAAAGAUCCGUUGUGACUUGCUGAAGCCUAUAUGUAAAAACUGUGAAAAAGCAGGAGUUACAUGUAGCGGCUACGACAUCAACUUGAGAUGGCUGGCUCCAAUUCAAUUCCGCCCAAAUGGUCGCUACCCAAUACAGCAGCCAGUGGUGUUCGAGGAUGUUCGUACCGAGGAUGGAGAAUUCUUCCAAAGACGAAAUGUGGGGUUUGUUGUCUGGGAUGAGAAGACAAAUUGUCGACCAUACGAAACCUACGAGGAUAUCGACGACGAUUUGAAUGCACUCCGGGCGAGUAACUCAUCCUCAAAGACAACACUACAGGGUCCAUUCGGGGUAUUUACUAGUAAGAAGGCGGCUCAAAAGAGAAACCUCAACAGUGCAUCGGUAACUCCACAGCAGAAGCCAUCAUCAAAUGCGACUCCGCUCAUUCUGGAGCAUGAUCACUUGGCUAAUGACCAGCUCUGGUUGUCAAACGAAUUGCGUGAACAUGCUCUCUUAACCGCAGCGGCUUUAAAUGGUGAUCCUCAAUUUCUAGACUUCGACGUGCAGCUGAUUGGCUACCAAUCAGUGCCAGAAUCUCAGUCUGAUCUUUUAAACCUUGUCUUCCACAGGCACUCUCAUCCACACGUACAGCUUUCGGAUACGCCUAUUCCUAGCACCAACCCUAUGACACCAAUUCCACAAGGGAUCGCCAAUAAAGAUAUGAGUGUCAAACCUGAACAGGAUAACAUCGCUAUCAAUCCUACCAAUCAGCAUUUGUUCUAUUCAAACUAUGCAAACUUCUACUACAACAAUCCAUAUCUUCCAAACGAGACUUUAGACAUACAAUUACAUGCUAGUGCGAGCUUACCACCUGAUGCUUCGGAAUUGCAGGACAAUGAACAUUUGCUGCAAACUCAAAUGCCCGAAGCUAUCAUGUCCAUAGUGAGACAUCCAUUACAGCCCGAUUUAGGAUUCGAUGUGGCUUUGCCAAACAAUGGUGUCAUGCUACCUAUCACAGCAUUGCAGGUACAACCCCUUACAAGAUAUCUUCUUAACAAUUAUGUCACGCAGGUUGCGGAUUUGAUGACGGUAAUUCCGUUGAUGGAGAGUCCAUGGAAAACAAUUUACUUCCCAAGAGCAUUGAUGGCCAUUGGCGAGCUCUCUGCGCUCGGAAAAACCUCUGUUGCUAAAAAUGCUCUUCUCAACGCACUUUUAGCAGUAUCUGCAUUUAAUCUCCAGAGUAAGUUCCCAAGAAACUCUCCGCAAAUGAGAUUUUAUCUCAACCUUGGAAUCCGUCUCCGUAAUCAAGCCAGUAUCUUCGUCAAGUCUUUGCUAGGGGCCAAUGGAAGCAUCUCUAACAGUGUUGCAAAAUGUGUAGCUUCAGAGAAGUAUAAGGAUAUUUUAUGUGCGGUGAUGUCCAUGAUUUCGGUUGACUUGGUGUGGGGAACAAUGCAAGACACCGCUUACUACAUUCAAUGCUGUGAAAAGGUAAUUCAAACAAAAAUGCUUGCCAAGAAGAAGCUUUCAUCCAAAGCAAAAAUUUUACACCGCAUCUUCCUGAGUAUGAAAUUGAUUCAGGAUUCAACCUGCCUCAGCAUUACCAAUAUAAAAGAGGAUUUGGAGAUAAGUCAAAGGGCUCUGGAACACAAUAAUACCAAAAUCAAAAUUGAUUUUCUAGUGGACAGACAGACCGUGUCUACACCUAUGUUUGUAAACAAGAAGCUCAUCAGCACUAAUAAAAAUGACGACAGUUUCGCCACCGAUGCCUUGUACGGCGUGCCAAACUCGCUCAUUAAAUUGUUCAGUGAAACUGUUCAUAUGUUGCGGCGGAAGAUUUAUUAUCAAGAUACGCAUGGCGCUUCUCCUCCCAAUUUUCGCGAGGAAAGCGAACAGCUAAACAAGAGCAUUGAGACAUGGAAACUUGACUGGAAAUUAUUCGAUAACACCGUUCAAGACCCGCACUUUUAUUCGUCGAUGCAUGAGGUAACUUACCAUCAUAUCAUGUCUUUCUACUCUGCUUUGGUGAUCUAUUUCAACCGGUUCAUUCGCGAGACUGCACCUCAACAAUUACAAGACAAAGUAGCUACCACGCUAGAGCACUUGAAUUCCAUCCAAAAGCUUAUUGCAAAGGACGAGGCGCAUAUUAUCCCGCUAUUUUGGCAAGGUUUUAUUGCGGGAUGUGAGGCUACGUCUACAGAAUUACAAAUGGGUUUUAAGAAAUGGGGUGCAGACAUCGCUCAAUAUUUGGGAAGCUACUGGGGAGCUCGACAAAUCAUGUUGGAAGUAUGGAGGCGAAAAAAAACAAAGGACCCGAAAGAUGACUGGAUUAGUGUUAUUCACGACUGGGAAAUGAAUCUCAUGCUAAAUUAA
Messenger RNA from Australozyma saopauloensis, 2439 nucleotides. It is a transcript of the gene ARG81, whose product is annotated as Arg81p. Bases 1 to 2439 code for a protein of 812 amino acids. Gene Ontology annotation, cellular component: nucleus. The transcript has a single exon. NCBI's taxonomy places the organism in Eukaryota, Fungi, Ascomycota, Pichiomycetes, Serinales, Metschnikowiaceae. Gene Ontology annotation, molecular function: zinc ion binding; RNA polymerase II cis-regulatory region sequence-specific DNA binding; DNA-binding transcription factor activity, RNA polymerase II-specific. The record is from RefSeq and is a predicted model, not a curated record. Gene Ontology annotation, biological process: positive regulation of transcription by RNA polymerase II.